CACGUAAACUCGAUUUCAGGUCUUGAAAGUUUGGAAAUAAAGGAGUGAUAAACGACCAUAAACGAUAAAGUGCGGGGUUUGGAAAUGACAGAGAGGCGAGUGUGACGUGACUGACCAUCUGACGACGACGACGUGGUGGAGGCGGUGGAGCUGCUUGUGACGGAUGCGUCGCGCACCGUGCGGUGAUGUGAGCGGGAGGGCAGCCCACGGUCGCCCACGGUCGUCACACGGAGGACGGAGUAACACGCUGUUUUUCCGGGUAAGACGUCCUCAGUGAUGGAUGGAAUACAGGCCAUAAUGACUUAUCUGAUCUGCCUGCUUUCCCUGAAUCUGCCGAAGUUUGAGACGGUCGGUGGGAAAGUGUUGGAGGAGACGUACAUGAAGUGGGUCCAGUACAAGGACAACUGUGUCAGAAUGAUGACGGCUGAGCCGUUUCCUCAAGGUAUGGAGUCGCUGACAGCAAAAAGGAGUGUGGUGCAAAAUAGAAUAAAAGGCAUAAAAGAAAAUAUUGAAACAUCUGUUUUGGUACAUUGUUCUUUCCUAGUGGGCUUGUUUUGUAACAGGACAUUUGACAGAUACGCCUGUUGGCCUGAUGCUCCAGCCGGCUCUGCGGUCAACAUUUCGUGCCCUUUCUACCUGCCCUGGUACGACAAAGUGUCGCAGGGCGUUGUGCGUCGGCGGUGUGGCCCCGACGGCCUCUGGGAGAGAGACGGCAGCGGACGCGUGUGGAGGGACAUGAGUCAGUGUGAGGAGGAAAAAGAGGUCACAUCCCAGGAGCUGUGGUUCAAGCAGUUGAUGGUGAGCUUCAGGGUGCUGUACACCGUUGGCUAUUCCUUGUCCCUCCUCUCACUCACGAUGGCGCUUAUCAUCCUUCUGGGUGUAAGGAAACUGCAUUGCACCAGGAACUACAUUCAUGCCAACCUUUUCCUGUCCUUCAUCCUGCGAGCCGUGUCCGUGAUCGUUAAAGACACCAUGCUGGAACGCCACUGGGGGCGGCAAAUCAUGAGACCGUCGGACGUGAGCGAGAUGCUCAGUCACCAGGCUGCGCUAGGCUGCCGGUUAGCGCAGGCUAUGAUGCAGUAUUGUGUCCUGGCCAAUCACUACUGGUUCUUUGGAGAGGCCGUGUAUUUGUACUCGGUGCUAAUUGCCUCGGUUUUCAUCGACAACAACAAGCCCUUGCCGUAUAUCUGCCUUGGCUGGGGAGUUCCUCUGCUGUUUGUGGUUCCCUGGGUCGUGAUGAAGCUGUUAAAAGAGAACAAAGAGUGUUGGGCCUUCAAUGAGAACAUGAGCUACUGGUGGAUUAUUCGUUUCCCAAUACUGUUUGCGUCACUUAUCAGCUUUCUGAUUUUCAUGAAGAUCCUGAAGGUCAUUCUUUCCAAAUUACGGGCCAGCCACCAAAGUGGAUACCCAGACUACAAACUACGGCUGGCCAAAGCAACCCUAACCCUUAUUCCUCUCUUUGGGAUCCAUGAGAUUAUAUUCAUAUUUGCCACAGAUGAGCAGACGACAGGCGUUCUGCGCUACGUUAAAGUCUUUUUCACCCUUUUUCUCACUUCAUUUCAGGGUUUUCUGGUGGCUGUGCUCUAUUGUUAUGCCAAUACAGAGGUGAGGACAGAGCUGAGAAGGAAGCUUCACAGCUGGAGGAUAGCGACAGUGACUGGACCCGAGUAAACGCAUCCUCCCAUCACCUGAUUGCAACAGAUCUAGAUUCACAGCAACAAGGGCAUCAUUGUGUUUCACCCACUCACAAGAGUUCACGUUUUUAGAUGCAGGUUCAGCCAGUUUCUUCGCAGAACGAUGGUUCUGACCUGUUCAUGAGCAGAAGAGAGACCCUGCAGCACCGAGAUCAGACGGAGACUGGACAAUUAUUUGUGGCAACGUAAGUGUCCUUCCUGCUUCAGCUUUAAGGUCGUGUAGCUACUCCCACACUAUCUAUAUAAAUACAUCCUUCAAGUACAACUCCCACCACGGUCACUUCCAGAAGUUCUCCGAUGAUGCCGCCAAUCUUGGAUGUGUAUCAGGGGGGAAACGAGUAGGAGGACAGGGGGGUCAUCUCUGACUUUAUGGGCUGGUGUGAAAAUAACCACCUCAACAACAAAUCCUCAACACCAGCAAAGCAAAAGAGCUCGUUCUGGACUUCAGAAAGUCCCCUCCACCACCUACACCGGUGAACAUCCAGGGCUCAGACACUGAGACUGGGGACACAUUUAAAUACCUGGGUGUUCAUCCUCAACAGUAAACUGGACUGGUCAAACAACACGUAUAAGAACAGCCAGAGUGGCCUCCACCUGCUGAGGAGACUGAGGUCCUUUGGUGUGUGCAGACAGCUGCUAAGGACUUUCUAUGACACUGUGGUGGCCUCAGUAGUCCUGUAUGGAGUUGUGUGCUGGGGGGGGGGGCAGUACAGGCAGAGACGGGAAGAGCCUCAACAAGCUGGUUCAGACAACAGGCUCUGUCCUGGGCUGCACACUGGAGUCCAUGGAGGAGGUGGUGGACAGAAGGAUGCUGGUAAACUAACAUCCAUCAUGGAGAACCCUCCACCCCCUGCACCACUGUAGAGGCUCUGAGCAGCUCCUUAAUCACCAGACUGUUACACCCACAGUGCAGGAAGGAGCGCUGGCGCAGGGCGUUAUUCAUAUAACAUUGUUUUUACCGCUGUGAAUAUGUAGGGCAUGCAGAGACAACAUUGAUGCCUUGUUCUUGCACAGUUUAUCACUGCUGUACAAGUAUUCUCAGUAUAAGUAUGUACAGGUAAUACUGUUGUUUAUUAUUAUUAAUGUUGUUGUUUCCUUUUGCACAGUUAUUACUUUUCUUUCCUUUUCUUUUCUUUGUCCUGCAACUGUCCUGCUGCUGCUUAAAAGCAUUUCCCCAUUCUGGUAUUAAUA
This is a messenger RNA of Betta splendens (Siamese fighting fish), 2885 nucleotides long. RefSeq names its product glucagon receptor-like. Gene Ontology annotation, molecular function: peptide hormone binding; glucagon receptor activity. The record is from RefSeq and is a predicted model, not a curated record. Gene Ontology annotation, cellular component: plasma membrane. NCBI's taxonomy places the organism in Eukaryota, Metazoa, Chordata, Actinopteri, Anabantiformes, Osphronemidae. The coding region runs from base 277 to 1671 and encodes 464 amino acids. Gene Ontology annotation, biological process: adenylate cyclase-modulating G protein-coupled receptor signaling pathway; cell surface receptor signaling pathway. The transcript is spliced from 13 exons.